Messenger RNA from Leptosia nina, 2001 nucleotides. Lineage: Eukaryota; Metazoa; Arthropoda; Insecta; Lepidoptera; Pieridae. The record is from the annotation of a GenBank genome assembly.
AUGUUUGGCAGGCCUAGGUGUAGAGAAUGGACUCCUCUAACCACUCAACAACUUCGUUUGCGAAGUUUGAUUCAGAUUGUUGGUUAUAAUAUUCGCCCUCCAGAGUGGUGUACAUCUCAAUGCAGUUACUAUUUAACAUUACACCAUACAACUAUGUCGGCUCCAUUUUAUACAAGUGAAAAAAUAUCAUCACCCCAUCCCAAGUGGAAGGAAAUUGAUUCAGAAAUUACUCAACGCAUAUCAUCAACAAAUGUGGUCAUACGAAUAUGGUGUCAUGUUUUUUCACCGCCCUGCAAAGAUUUGGAAGAAAUCUGUGAUCAAAAUCAAGAUACUGUCAUUCAAACCUGGGGGGUUUAUUUCAGUGGUCUUAGAUACAUUGGCGCUAACUUAGCUCUAAAUUUCAACUCAGACUGUUUCAAAUGCAAUACCCUAGUUUUCCAAAUGCAUGGUGGUUAUUUCUGUUCCUAUAAAAGUCUCAAAUUAGAUAUUAUUCCUCCUGAAAAUGAAAUCGAAAAUGGAUCCAUAUCAUCUGACUCUUCAGAUAAGUCCAAAACUGAUAAAAGCCAUACGUUUAAAAACAUCAGAUCCUUAUCUCCGGGCAAGUUAAAACGACCAGAUAAAGAAUACUCAAAGAGCCACAGCCCUAUUGAUAAAGGAUUUAAGCAAAAUUUUGCAACAUUAAGGCCAUCAUCUAGUUUAAAUAUAAGUCGGAAACGGGAUGACAGCACAGAAAGGAAACAAGACAUCAAUCAUAUAUAUGAACAUUCGCCGGAUUUAGUUAAAGAAUUUAGAACCAGUGAUCUCAAUUGUGAUAUAAGUUUUGAACAGGACGUGUCUAGUAAAAUUGAUUUAAGCGAAACGGCCGAGAGCUACGAUUUGAGGAAUGAAACAGAUGGCGUGCCUAAAUAUCGUUAUUUAGCAUUAGGCUUCCUUAAGUCCGAAAUAAGGCCGAGUUAUAACGCGACCAAAUUGCAGAACCUCCAUUUAUUACAAUAUGCGAUAAAGAAACGUCAGGAAGCAGUGCAGGAGAUAAAGGAAAGAAUAUACAAUAAAUCGGCUUUGGCAGAUACACAGCCGGAGUUCCAUGGACCGUUGAAGAUUAAAAGUAGAUCCCAAAGGAAUCUUUUUUCGCCGCUAGAUGAUGUUUUGCAAAGGGAAAAGCCUUCGCAAAACGAUGUAACGAAAAAUGGGAAAAUUAAGGAAGAAAGAACAUCAGUGUCGAAUGGACCAAGACUGACGCUGAAGUUGAAUGACUUGCUUUCAUACAAAUCUAAACCCUCUCCUUUCCAAAGGUCAGAGCAUGUUAGACUAACAAAGCAAUUGGAAAUACUGCACUUCAAGCGACUUAUACUGUCGGACGAAAGAGAUAGCAAAUUGGCUAAUAUACGAAGACUGAAAGAGAGGCAUUCAAAGCUGUUUGAAGAGAACCAAGAUGUUGGUUCAGAGCUAAUGACUAACUACCACACUUUGUCUCGUUGCACCGAGGCUCUUAAAGAGUUACGCGACUCUUGCGCAGCAUUGCGAGAGCUUGCGGCUCGCAAUCACGCUGCAUUGUGCAACUGCCGCAGCGAUUUGUUACUCCAUUUACAGAAGAUAUUCUAUAUACAACAAAGGGAUGCCACAAACUGGACGAUCAUAGAUGUGCCGCUGCCGAUCUGUGGGGAUGAAACUCGCGCCACCAAUCCGGUUCCUGAUAGCGUUGCUACUGGUUUUGUGGCCCAAGCCACUAUUCUAGCCGCAGCAAUUUUAAAUCAACCACUUCGCUAUAAGAUUACGUUAUUGGGCUCCGCUAGUAAGAUAUUAGAUGUUACGCCUGACUUACCAGACCCUAACAUACCCCUCUUUGCCAGAGGGGGGGACAUGACACUCUUCCGUUACGCCAUGUUCCUUCUAAACAAGUGCAUAGCGCAAUUGUUGUGGGGACGAGGCCUGUCAGUCCACGAUAUGAGACCCACCUUGGCCAAUCUACAGCGGCUUCUCAUCACGCCUUGUAACUUGUGA